This is a messenger RNA of Anopheles stephensi (Asian malaria mosquito), 3051 nucleotides long. Its product is annotated as HIRA-interacting protein 3-like. Bases 174 to 2645 code for a protein of 823 amino acids. The record is from RefSeq and is a predicted model, not a curated record. The transcript is spliced from 6 exons. NCBI's taxonomy places the organism in Eukaryota, Metazoa, Arthropoda, Insecta, Diptera, Culicidae. Gene Ontology annotation, cellular component: nucleus.
UGACCUUGAAGGUAAACAAUCAACAAACAACAAACAGACUCUUGAGUGCAUCAGUAGCAUAAUUUCAGUUUAUUUUAAGUGAAAUACACACAAAACUAGCGUUUUAGUUGCCCAACAGUUAGAAACUGCUUUGGGUAAGACAAGAGCUUGUAGAUCGGCUAGCGAUAGAAACGAUGGAGGGUUAUCCGUACAUGCAGAAAGUCGCCAGCUCUUUCCCACCGUAUCAAGAAACUGCGGCAAACGGAGACAAAUCAACCGCGUCGAACGUUAAUUUUGAACCACCGAUGCUCGAACAAUUGAUGCCCUCCGGGGUGGUUGCUGCUAGUCCAUACCCCGGUGAUGCUGCUGCAUAUAAUAACAUUGAAAAUAGCAAUACGGUUCCAGCCACUACUACUUCCACCUCCGGGACGAAUAGCGUUGAUCCAUAUUCUAGUUCAGUCGGGGAUAAUCUUAGCUCGUCUCAAAGCGUGCCACAAAAACAACCACCCGCUCAUGCACCAGCUGUUCAGAAUGGACAACAGAUGACCGAUUCAACGGAAGAAGCUGUCGAGCCAUCUGUUUGUAAUGGAACCUCGUCAUCUAAAGAAAACACAGAUGCGUCAAUACCGGGCGAUUCCAGUAUAGCGCCGCUAAAUGCUGAGGAACAAACAGCAGUGAACGAUAAAACCGAUGCAUCGAUUAAGGAAGUUGUUGUAAAUGAAUCUUCAAAACCUACAGAAACGAGAAACCCGAACAAACCCAAUGAUGAUAGUGCCAUAUCGAACGAAACACCCGUUGGAGAAGGUGAACCUCCAAGCGUAUCAAACAAGCCGGAACCGGAUAAUACUGCUCCAGCGAAACGCUCUAAAACGAAUGACAUCACAUCGGUGGACGAAAAGCUGGAUGAUUCUAAUCACGAUGAAGAUGAAGAAUACAGCAGCGAUACUGUGAUAUCUGACUCCUGUCCAACGGAUUCGGGGAAUGUAUCUUCCCUGUUCAAAAACGUAGUACUAGUGCAAGCAGAAACAAUAACAGCCGAAGAAACCGGCUCGGAUGCAGCAUCGGAACCCGGUAGGCAUUCGUUAAGCGAAUCGGAAACUUUGGACCCGAUCGUUGCAAGUUCCGUCGAAGAUAUUGGCCGAGAAGACGAAAACGAAAUGUUUGAUGCCGAUUUGCUGAUAGACGAAACGGGGGAUAACUAUGCAAUAAUAGACGGUGUAACGGCUGGCCAGAUGGGACGGACCGUUGCACUAGACGCGCCCAUUAUUGACCCGAACGAUGCGGAGGAAGAAGCAGAAAAUGGUGAUGGCGAUGAGGAAAAUCAUUGCAGAAAAAAUGAUAGCAAUGGUAAUAGGAAAACCUAUCCAUCAUUUGCUGGAGCAAAAAACUCCAAGCGGAAGGAAUCUGUAUCAGUUUCGUCGGAUGAAGAAUCCUUAAAGGAAGGAUCAAUUAGACCUACAUCACAAAAGUGCCAAAAAUCGAACUCGAGAAAAAAACGACCAAAAGUGUCGAAUGACGACCCGUUCGGAUCCUGCGCUAGUUCAUCGAGUGAAGACGUCCCGAACGAUAUGUAUUUCGGUACGCCGGAUCGUGUGUUUACCGUCAGCACCAAACUCCACUGGCAGCGUCAGAAGCAAAAGCGCAGUAAAUACUACGCACGAGCCAAGGCUACCGACCGGUACGACGACGAUGCAUCAAGCGAUGAGGAAGACGACGACAACGACGACGACGAAAAACAUGCCCAGCGCAGGGCAAAAAGGGCAGAAGAAAUCGCACGCCUCAAGCUGCCCGCCUAUCAGCAACAGCAGCUGCAGCAACUGGUGCUGAAGAAGCAUCCGAAGCGUGAUCGGUUUUAUGAUCGCUCGCAGGAUAUUCCGAACGAUAUAUACUUCGGAAAUGUUAAAGUUCCGCUACAUAUUCUUCACGCGUCGAGCAGUAGCUCUUCGGAGGAAGAACCAUGGCCUGGUGGAAGCGUGAAAUCAUCGGCAGGCGCUAGCUGCUAUCACAAGAAAAAUCAUCACUCGGAAUACAGACAUCGCAAGGAAAGUGCGGCCUAUACAAAGUCUUCAAACUAUCGAUAUUCUCGAAGCACAUCAUCCAGAGCGGAAUCAACAAGCUCCCAGGGAGGUACGAGAUCCGUUCACCGGAUGAAGGAGUAUCUCAAGAUGGCAGGCUUUCGGCACAUGCGUUAUCAGAAGCUUUGGCAGGGGUGUGAAACCAAUCACGACCGUGCCGAGGCCAUAUUACGCUUUCUCCAGGCGCACGGUCUACAGGGUGAACCGACGGACGAAAAGUGUCGCGAGCUGCGUAAGGAAAUUCAACUCAAAAAAGAAGUGGAAGUUUUGGACACGAGCGUUAUCAUUGGCAGUGGCGAAGGUCGCGUAACACGGCAAAGGGCUAAGAAAGUGUCCGAAACGACAGCUGCUGAAACCAGCGCAAAUCUUCCACCGGAACAACAGUGUCUUCAGAAGGAUGAGCAGACGGUGGUGGACCCCGCUUCUGCUGCUUCUGUUCCUUCCGAAACGGUUGAGCAAGAAACAGAAUGCAAACAGCAGCAGCAGGAGCAGGUGUCGUCGCCUGAAGAAAAUGACCCAUCGGAAAAAGGCGUAGAACAAGCAUUGCCGACAGGUGAUUUAAAUCAUUCAAAUUCACCUCCAAACGAAUGAUUUCACAUAUGCUUAAAAAAAAGAUCGUAUCUCAGUUUGCAAUUAGCUGGCAAAGCCUGAUUUUAUUUGAUGUAAAAAUCAUUUCUCGUAAGCAAUAUAACUCCACUUUUGAACGUGUGCAAUUUUCCCAAUUAGUUUUACACGCUGAAAACUACAAUCAAAAAUUAGUUUUAAAAUAAGCAUAGCUGCAACAAGCAUUAUUUCCCUUUACGAUGCGCCAUACGUAACGUUUAUCUUUUUAAACGAGCUUGUUUUUGCAAAGGUUACACCUUUUGUUUGUAGUCAUGAUGAAAUUUGUUUGCUUUUUCUAGCGAAGUAAGGUAGUGCUUCGGUAAGAGCAUGUGCUUCUUUUUAAUGCAAAGUUUUCGGAAGAAAUUGAAAUAAAAAUGAUAUUGUACACUGCAAA